GGCGAAGUGACCAGGCGGCGGCGCCGCCUCCGCCGAAGUGACAACGUGCUAGCAGCCCUCGCUCGCUCUCCGCGCCUUCUCGGCCUCGGCGUCCGCUCUGGCCGUGCUCGAGGAGCCCUUCAGCCAGCCACUGCGCUAUGAGGGCGCCUCUCUGGGGCUGGCUGAGGCCGGAGCCGGCUCCCUCUGCUCGCUGGGAAGUGUGAAGAGACACGCGCGGGCGGGAGCCUGGGCUGCGCGCGGCGCUCGCGGGCCGACGCGGGUUCCAGGUGAGCGCGGGCUGGGCGAGCCUCGCACUCGGCGCGGCCGGCCGGCCGGCGUCUGCUGGGCUUGAUUGGAGGCUGAAUCCCGUGCAUGGACUGCUGUUCCCUCUUCGCGGGAUUGUUGGCCACGAUAGCAGAUAACAUUUUUGUAGAGGCAUUUUGAGGAUGAAUGUUUUCACAUUUUGAAAUUGCCAAGUGCCACAUACAUGGAAUGCAUCCUGCUUUAUUCUUGGAGUUCACCUGUGUGGCCUGGAUUUAUCACAGUAGCAUUUGUCUUCAAUCUGUGUGUUAACUAAAAAUCAAGGAAAGACAUGAGGAGAUUUGUUUACUGCAAGGUGGUUCUAGCCACUUCACUGAUGUGGGUUCUUGUUGAUGUCUUCUUACUGCUGUACUUCAGUGAAUGUAACAAAUGUGAUGAGAAGAAGGAGCGAUCUCUGCUGCCUGCAUUGAGGGCUGUUAUUUCAAGAAACCAAGAAGGGCCAGGAGAAAUGGGAAAAGCUGUGUUGAUUCCUAAAGAUGACCAGGAGAAAAUGAAAGAGCUGUUUAAAAUCAAUCAGUUUAACCUAAUGGCCAGUGAUUUGAUUGCCCUUAACAGAAGUCUGCCAGAUGUAAGAUUAGAAGGAUGUAAGACAAAAGUCUACCCUGAUGAACUUCCCAACACAAGUGUAGUCAUUGUAUUUCAUAACGAAGCUUGGAGCACUCUCCUUAGAACUGUUUACAGUGUGAUAAAUCGUUCCCCACACUAUCUGCUCUCUGAGGUCAUCCUGGUAGAUGAUGCCAGUGAAAGAGAUUUUCUCAAGUUGACACUAGAGAAUUACGUGAAAAAUUUAGAAGUGCCAGUAAAAAUUAUUAGGAUGGAAGAACGUUCUGGGUUAAUACGUGCCCGUCUUCGAGGAGCAGCUGCUUCAAAAGGGCAGGUCAUAACUUUUCUUGAUGCACACUGUGAAUGCACGUUAGGAUGGCUGGAGCCUUUGCUGGCAAGAAUAAAGGAAGACAGGUAAGAAUUUAUGUGUCCUAUCAUUGAUGUGAUUAGUGAUGAUACCUUUGAAUAUAUGGCUGGGUCAGACAUGACUUAUGGGGGCUUUAACUGGAAACUGAAUUUCCGCUGGUAUCCUGUUCCCCAAAGAGAAAUGGACAGGAGGAAAGGAGACAGAACAUUACCUGUCAGGACCCCUACUAUGGCUGGUGGCCUAUUUUCUAUUGACAGAAACUACUUUGAAGAGAUAGGAACUUACGAUGCAGGAAUGGAUAUCUGGGGUGGAGAGAAUCUUGAAAUGUCUUUUAGGAUUUGGCAAUGUGGAGGCUCCUUGGAGAUUGUUACUUGUUCCCAUGUUGGUCAUGUUUUUCGCAAGGCAACUCCAUACACUUUUCCUGGUGGCACGGGUCAUGUCAUCAACAAGAACAACAGGAGAUUGGCAGAAGUUUGGAUGGAUGAAUUUAAAGAUUUCUUCUACAUCAUAUCCCCAGGUGUUGUCAAAGUGGAUUAUGGAGAUGUGUCAGUCAGAAAAACACUAAGAGAAAAUCUGAAGUGUAAGCCCUUUUCUUGGUACCUAGAAAACAUCUAUCCGGACUCCCAGAUCCCAAGACGUUAUUACUCACUUGGUGAGAUAAGAAAUGUUGAAACCAAUCAGUGUUUAGACAACAUGGGCCGCAAGGAAAAUGAAAAAGUGGGUAUAUUCAACUGUCAUGGUAUGGGAGGAAAUCAGGUAUUUUCUUACACUGCUGAUAAAGAAAUCCGAACCGAUGACUUGUGCUUGGAUGUUUCUAGACUCAAUGGACCUGUAAUCAUGUUAAAAUGCCACCAUAUGAGAGGAAAUCAGUUAUGGGAAUAUGAUGCUGAGAGACUCACAUUGCGACAUGUUAACAGUAACCAAUGUCUCGAUGAGCCUUCUGAAGAUGACAAAAUGGUGCCUACAAUGCAGGACUGUAGUGGAAGCAGAUCCCAACAGUGGCUGCUAAGGAACAUGACCUUGGGCACAUGAAGACCAUGUCCCCCAAGCCGUGAAAGUGUCUACGCUUUUGUUUUUCCAUUAUUUCAAUUGGGGGAAAAUAUUAACUUUGCUGAGUUGAAAGUUUUAAAAAUCAUUUUAGUAUUCUAAAACACAAUUGUUUAUAAUUCAUUUCUAGAAAUGUUUGCAUAUUUCCCUACUAAAAUUUGUAUCUGGUCAAAGAAGCACAUAAAAAUAUAAGUAAUAGCAAACUGUUAUUAAACAACAGAACAACUUGGAAAACAAAUUGUGUUUGCUUUAAGGAAAAUCUUUAUUGCACUCAUGUCACAGGGUUAAUUGGAGGUUAUUUUAUUUUUGUUGUCAUGGUGAUAGAAUGUAAAUGCCUUAUAAAGUCAUGUUCAUUAUGAAAUAGCAUCAGUUCUUUAUAAACUCUUUUUACUGGACCUUCAUAGAAACAUGUUUAAUUUCUAUGUCUACAAUAGGGCCACAUAUUAUUUCUGAAUGGUGAAUUCUUCUUACAAAAUGUUCCAAGUUUUAGACAAGGAAAAACAUUACAUUGGAUAUUGAAUUCAUAGAGCCUUAACAGAAGCAUCACAUUCAAACCAAUGUGAAUUCAAAAAAGAUGGCAAAUUUUUAAUUCAAUUUAAAGUACAUUAAAAAAGAACUCCGUGAAGCACUGAAGGGAACAAGAUGAAUCUAAGCCACAACACUUCAAUCACUGUAAGCGAACUCAAAGUGGGUUGCAAUCAUUCCUAACACAUGCUGAAGCCAAACAAUCUUGCUCCCAGAAUUUAUGUUGGAAACUCAAUUAUUAACCAAAAUUUUGCUCCCCACAAACUCUACCAUCCCUUUUCACUCUAUAGACAGUGGCAUGCCACUGAUGCUCUACAGAAUUGUAGGUGAAAGGGAAAAUUUUAGAUUUAAUUUUUAACUUUAUUGCACGUAAAGAUUUUAGUUAGGUCACCACUGUCAUUUUAAUUUGAUAUAUUAAAGAAUACCUUUCAGUGUUAUCCUCCAAUAUCUAACAAUUUAUCACCAGGGGAAUAAACUCAACACACCUUCAUUAAAUUUUUACCAUAAUUAAACUGCUAGAUAUUGUUUGCCAUAUAUUAUGACCCAAGGAGCAUAGUUAUAAUUAGGCCAAAUUCACAUUUUAUUUUCUCGUCUUAAAACCAUUUAUGUUCAAAAUACAUUAGCAGAAGCCAUGAACAUGAAAAAAUCAGAUUUUUUCUAAUAAGUUUUUGUAUUUGACAUCAUUUAAAAUGCUCAUAGAGUUGCCCUAUAUAUGUUUGUUAUUCAUUAUAAAUGCACUCUGCAGCUAAGAGAAAUUUGAGAAGAAAAAUGGAAGUGUUUUCUGGAGCAGAAGAUUUCACUUCUUUGGCCCUCAUCUCUACUUAAAAAGCUCUUAUAGAAAGGAGUAAUCAGUUUGACUACAUACAAACUGUCUAUGUCUCUGACAUACACUUACAUAUACACUGCUUUAUAAUGAAACUGAGGACACUUUCUGAUGGUCAGUAAAAUCUUAAAUGAUUUUUUCAGCUGGUAUUCCUUUCUCUUUUGAUUUUUUUGUUAGUACAGCUCUGGGAAAGAAUCUACAACCUGGAGCAUUUCAGAUUUGCUCUUAAAGUGUAGAUACCCCUCACCACAAGCUCUCUGGGAAUCCGUGAAAUUCCUAAAAUUGUAAGCAAAAGGUUGACUAUCAGGGCAUGUUUUUCAGAGGUGGGAAUAUAUCACAGCAAACUUGGAAAGAAGGCUAUGACUCCCAAGAGGCAGUGAACCAUUGCCUUAAAUUCAUAGCAGCCUCUCAAGUCCAUUGUGGCCUCAUGUGAAAUUCCCAUUUUUCAUUUUUACAUGUCUUUUCUCCCCUCAUUUCCUCUUGUCCUGACCAAAGUAAGGCAAAAAGACCCUGCACAGCAUUAUUCCUUAAGUUGAAAAAGCUUUAGCUUUCAAGGACUCAUGUAUACCAUAUGUUCCACUUAUUGAUUUGUCAAAAUGCAUGUUAUAUAGAAAAUGGUCUAUGGCAAAGUUUUAUAAAUACAGCUACCCCAUCAAAGCUGAACUUGAAACAUUUUAGCAGCAUUUUAAAUAUGUGAAAGGUCAUUAUGGUCAUAGUGAGAAAAACUGCAUGAGUUUCAUGCAAGAAAAGAAUUUUUAAAGAAACUUCAGAUGGCUUCAACACAUGCCAUUAUAUUAUCUAACAAAACGUGGCAUAAAAUGUUAUAAAACACCCAACACUAGAAAGCAAUGACUAACAUUCAAUUUGUUUUCAGAAAUGUUUAUUGUCUUCAGUACAAAAAGUUAAAACCAUGAUUGGAUUUGUAAUGCACUCAUCCCUUAUUUAUGGGGCUAGAUUCACAGAUACUUUAUUUCAAACCAAUCUCUUCUGUAGUCUUCUCCAUCUCAGUUAAUGCAACUUCAGCCUUCCAGAUGCUCAGGUCAAAAACUGAAAGUUGCUUUUGACUCCUCUAUUUCUGUUUCAACUUUCAUCUAAUCCAUCAGCAAAUUCCCUCGAUGCUACCUUUGAAAUAUAACUAGAAAAGAAUGACUUGCCACCACAUCCACUAGGUGUCACUACCUCUGACCUUUUUAAUCGCAAUAUGCUUAUUAUUUGAUUCCCUAAUUUUCCAGUCCUUGUCUUGAACAAUCUAUUCUCAGUACAACAGCCAUAGUGAUUCUGUUAACCAUGAAUUUGAUUGUGUCACCUCCCUCCUCAGAAUCUUCCAAUGACUUCUCCCUCUAGUGGCCUUCAAGGUCCUUCAUGAGCGAUAGCCCCCUACACAUCCAUACCACUCAUUACACAUACACACGUAUGCAAUUCCACCUUUUUCUGACUCACCUCUUAUCUCUUAUUAUUCUGCCUCUUACCCCAGUAUGGCUCCCAAGAAAGUUCCUGCUUUAGUGUUUUGUUCCCUCUGCCCCAGAGAGCUCCCCUUAUUGGUCUCAGUUCAAAUGUUAUCAGUAAGACAAACCCUUCUCCCUUCUGCUUUCCCUAUCCCCUGUACCUGACAAUCUAUAAGUUUGCUUCUUUAUUUCUGUCUGCACUUCCUCCUCCCCAGCCCAAAACAUGCCUAUCACAUGCUCUAGAAGGUAAGUCCCAUGAAGGCAGGGGCUUUGUCAGUUUUGUUAGUUUGGUAUUCCUGGCAUAUACAAAGUAUUCUUUAAAUAUUUCUUGAAUUAAUGAACUGAAAAAUGUGUGUUAAAGUUGCUAAGUGUUAUUGUAUCAUACUUUUUUUGUAUUUUAAAUUUUAAAAUAAAGGCUAAUAAUAUAUUUAGACAGGAUUUUCAAUAACUUUGUCUUCAAAUUAUAAUUUUCUUCCUAAUAUUCUUCACAUUAAUCUAUGGACUAUAUAUUAUUUUCUGGAUAAAAUAUCCUACCUUAUGGAAAUGAAAUAUGAUAUUUUAUUAAAAUGCUGCUAUAUUA
Molecule: messenger RNA, 5630 nt
Organism: Cebus imitator (Panamanian white-faced capuchin)
Lineage: Eukaryota; Metazoa; Chordata; Mammalia; Primates; Cebidae
Gene: GALNT13
Product: polypeptide N-acetylgalactosaminyltransferase 13
Exons: 13
Cellular component (GO): Golgi apparatus
Source: RefSeq, a predicted model, not a curated record